AUGUCGAAAAGUCCGCUGCCCUGUCGCGAUGCCAAUUGCAAACACGAGGAAUGUUAUUGGAUGCGUCAGAUUAAGCAGCUAGAGCAACGCAUUGGAGACGAGGUCUUGCGUGGAAGCAAGACCGAAAGCAAAUAUGAGGUCUUGAAAGCCAAUUAUGCCCAUCUCGAAGCCUCCAUGCGGGCCCGUGAGAAGGAAAAGUCGGAGAUGAACGAGAGAAUACUGUCGCUCGAAGCGUCGUUGAAGGAAAAGUCCGAGGCUCUCGAGGCUGAGAAGGCCACAACGGCAGAAAUCAGAGACAAACUGAGACUCGUCAGCUUCAACAAACAGCACCAGCUUGUUCUGGCUCAACAAGCAUUACGAUUUGUCAACAAGGUCCAGCUCGACAAAUCCGACACCCGGUCAGAUAUCAUCCAUGAUUACACAAAUCGACUGGGCACCGACAUCAACCUGCCUACACUCCCAAGUGAGAAGCAAGCCUCUGGUAUGGCCAGAAAUACGAAACGAUCUCGAUCUGAAGAGCCCGGCGAUGACUCGGCUAGGAAGCAGGCAGCAAGACCACGGAUUCCUCCCCAACGAGAGAAAUGCGGCCUCGAGAAGCCCUUUUGUGCCCAGUGCAUCAAGUCGAGGCGGGCCUGUACAGGCUAUUCUCGGUAUCCAAUCUUCAUUCAGCAUAAGAUCCCAGCGGACGACCAAGCGAAGUCAGUCGUUUGCCACAGGAGACCUCCACAACAGCAAACAGUGUUGAGCAUUCUUGAGCCCGUCAAGUCUGCACUUCGUCAGGUCGGUCAAGUCGAUCCAUCCCCAGCAAUCCGACAGCAACUCCUCGAGGAAUAUCUCUCUUUCCACCUGCCCAAAGCCCACCUCGGGCCCAUGCAUCGAAGGCUGUGGCUCUGUCAGCUACCAACCAUGCUAUAUCUGAACUCUGCGUUGGAAGUAUCGGCAAUGGCGUUAUGUGUGGCUAAAUUGAGCGAAGUCUAUGACGGCGACCCAACCUUGCAGUACGAGAGCCUCAGGCUUUACCAACGUGGACUACACCAGCUUCAAAAGGCACUUUGGGAUCCCGAGCUUAUGUACCAUGAGCAGACGUUGGCUGCGUGCAUCGCAUUAGCCACCUAUGAGUUGAGCCAGUGCCCAAGCAACUCAAAGCAUGGGUAUAUCAGCCACACAUCUGGUUGCGAAAGACUGAUGCAACUCCGUGGCCCAGAGGCACACACCGAAGGGUUGGCACAUCAGAUUUUCGUUCAAUUUCGAGUGCAAAGUAUUCUGUAUGCAUUGGACACCAAGCAGCCGACAUUUCUGUCGGAGCCUGUGUGGCAGGAAGUACCGUGGCAGAGUCAUCCGAAAACGUUGUUUGACCAAGUCUAUGACUUUGUCACUAUUGCUCCUGAGCUCCAGAGGCAAGGUGAACUGCUUGCAUACAUGGAUUCCGACAGCCGACUCCGGCUUGCGACAGAGAUGAUUACGAAGUGCUGGAAAAUGGAUCGCGAUCUCGCCUCAUUCCAUGAUGAAUUGGUCAGAAGCCAAGCAGGACCUUUAUAUUGGCCCGAGCUGGCUCGUGGGCAAAUCUGUGAUGAGGACGGAGAGGAUGGGAGGCUCUUCCCGGUUGCGUUUCACUUUCCGCACCUGUCUGUUGCCCACACCCUCCUUGUUUUUUGGGCUUGCCAGACAAUGUUGUGGCAAGGAAUGUACCAGCUCUAUCGCGUUAUGGCCACGUUGCGUGGUAGCUUUGCCACCAGCAGCAGAAGCAAGGAGUUGCUCUUCGAGCCAGAUGCGAGUACCAGGUUCUCCGACCUACCGGCUCUCGAGCACCGGAUAGACUUCGCAGCUCCAGCGCGGAACAUAUUUCAGUCUGUAGAGUACUGCCUGCUGGAUGAGAUGAAGGACCACGGUCCGAAAUCUAUCGCUGCCUCAUUGCGGAUCGCAAACGAGACACUGAAACAUCAUCUCGCAUAUCGGCGAGAUGUGCUGUGGGCGGAAGAGGCCAUGGUAAAAGUCCAAGGGCGGUCUCUGCGUCUCCUUGUUUAUUACACUGAAACUGCAACCAGUGUCCAGCUCAACGGCCGAGAAAGGUUGGACAAAUAG
Molecule: messenger RNA, 2082 nt
Organism: Capronia epimyces CBS 606.96
Lineage: Eukaryota; Fungi; Ascomycota; Eurotiomycetes; Chaetothyriales; Herpotrichiellaceae
Exons: 3
Coding region: 1-2082 (693 amino acids)
Source: RefSeq, a predicted model, not a curated record